AUGACAAGACUUCUAGCUGAUGAUGGUGCCCAAGAAAAAUUUAAAUGGAUGUGUUCUUUCGUUUAUGAUAGUUGUGUAGAGAAAAAACUAGUGUCUGUAAAGGAUGUGGAACAACUACUUGAGUUUUUGUGUGACCUUGAAAAUAACGAUGAUGCACACUACAUUGAGUCGGAAUAUGCACACAGCUUCAAAACAUUUCUUUUGGGUGCUGCUGCGGUAUUGUUCACUCGUAAUUUGUCAGAACUAUUCCAUUUAAACAUCAAAAUACCUGGAGGUAUGUUGGUUCGUUGGCUAGUCAGGCUACUGGUCGAAGCAGAAGAGGUUGAUCUGGAAUAUUUAUCAGCAACGCUAAGCUUUUUAUUAUGUUUGGAGCAUUCAUUGGCAAACCAGUUGAAGCCAGUCGAACAGCUACAUGAUUCUGGACGAGAGUUGCUUAAAAGUUGGAAGAAUUCAAUGUCAGAAAACAAGGAAAGCCCCAAGGGAACUAAGUUUCUGAUGCGAUAUCGAGAAUCUUCUCUGGUCUAUGAGUUAUGGAGUGAAAUGACCCAAAACAUGACUCAUAUUCAAGAGUGUCGUGAUCUUUGCACUGUUACUGCACGUAAUGAGCUCGCGAUCUGUUGUGUGCAAAUGUUUUGGAGUUAUAAUGGCUGGCAGCAUGUGCUUAAUAAAUUGAAUGCGGUAUCGUCUAUUUCAAUCAGUGAUGAUGUAAAUCAUAUUCACGCACGAUUGAAAGCUGUCUGCUCACUUUCACGUUUAUUCUUAAUCGCUUCGCUUGAGAUUCCGUACAUACAAUUGACAAACACAGUACCAACAGGUGAUCUACUGCUGUCACCUGCUAAUUGUACAUCCCAGCAACAACUAUUUGUUUCUAUCCCGGAAAAAAUAAUCAUUGAAUGGAUCGAAGUAAUUUCUAAGAUCAUUCAUUCUGGUUGUUUAUGGUUUGCGAAUUGCAUUUUGCAUAGAGAGUUAGAUGUUUUGUCGAGUUCAAAGGAGUUGUUGGACGAAAUUCUAUCUGAUUUGACUUCUCUCUAUCAGCAGCAUCUGGUUCGGUUACUUAACUGUCAGAUGAAUUCAAACAUUUUGGAAAUGAUUAGAUGUCUGAAUUUUGGAAGUGGUGUGACAGUGCUCAACUUGUUCGCAAAUUCUUUGCCUAACAUAAUACCUGCUAACCAAUCGGAUUUAUUAUGUUUAAUUGAAUCGUUAAACAAAUGGGAUCGUCAGCUUAAUUUAGUACCGAUUAAGCCUUUACUGUUGAACUACUUCUCGAAGUUAUUUAAGUUGAGUUUGACACUCUUGGCUUCAGAUGAUUCAGAAUAUUAUGGACAUGGAUCAGACUUUUUUUCCACUUUGAAGCCUGAUGUUCAAUCUUUACUGUCACCGUCAAACAGAUCUAGCUUAGCAAGUCGAACUAUUAUGCAGAAGUUAAAUCAAAAAUUUGACCCCAAUGAGUUUCUUGAUCAGUCAACUCAACCCACAUUAUUAUCACGUUUAUUUAUCCUAUGUGGACUUCAUUUCCAUACUGAUUUAAUGCGUAUUUUAACGGAAAUGUUUAGUGUGAUUCGAGAACAAUCCCGGCGAUUUUCUGGUGAUAGUCACCAACGUUAUUUAGGCCAAGACUCCUCUGCAAACUUAUAUCAAGAUUUACAAAUCGAAGAUUUCAAAUUGUUCCUGGAUUGUACAAAACAGGGUUUACAUUUUCUAAAUAACUUAUUGUCAGCCCGAUCAAAUCUUCUAAAACAUCAUUCAUCAGCUGGUUCGAUGGAAAUUGACCAAAGUUCUUUGAAAGAUAGCUGGGAAUUCAUAUCAAUUAUUGGAUAUUAUUUAUCUAAAAUGACCAGUUAUGCUGAUGAGACGGUCGCAUAUGAAUUGAAAAAUGCAUCUUACAACUCUGAAUGCCAUUUCAGCACACUUGAUGAAGAGUUAUCACGCAUAAUUUAUGCAUUCGCUUCAUCUCAUUAUAUAACUGGGUGUGCAUUAAAGCAUUUAGGCUAUUCACUGAACACUAUGAAUCAUCUUUCAUCAGAUUCUGGAUUUCCAUCCAGUUCGACUGUAACAACAACACCAAUCACUACAGUAGUUAACUGGCCAUUGUGGUCAGGGUCACAUGUCUUCUGUUUACUUUCUGGUCACAUGCUUAGCAUAUUACGUUCUGCUGAGUCGAUGAUUACCUCAGAAGAUUCAAUCAAGUCGUUUUGGUUAUGCUUCUUGACAAGUGUACAGAAGAUGAUUGCGUCAUCGUAUGAAUUGUCGGCGGUUAAAAAUAUUGCAGUCAUUGAACACCAACUGAUCGAUAUCCAUCCCAAUCUGUUACAAUUCGCGUGUUUUCUUGCUGGACAAAGUCCUGGGUUAACUGCUAAAAAGCAAUUACUGAUCUCAUUGACUCAAGUAUUUAGCGAUUUGAAUAGAGCUAUCUGGAAACAACAAGGGCUGCCUCAACAUUCUGAAGCUAAUAGCAUCAAGAUCUUGUUAUCAGAAAAACAAGAACAAAUUACUCAUGCUUCUUAUUUGUGGUUACGUCUGAUUGUAAUCCUGCGGUAUAUGCUGCACUAUUUCUAUGUCCCACCUAAUUACUUAUCACGUCAGUUAAAACCGUGUAUGUUUUUAAAAUCGAGUCAAAAUUAUACACAGAAGAAAUGUUGCGUAAUCUGGGAAUAUUCGAACAUCGCGCAACUGUCAUCAAAACUACACCCAUACUUUUUACCUUUACCAUUGGCGACAACAAUAAAUUCAACGGAUGAUUGCAGACCGCCGUUCUUUUAUGACUUACUAACUGCUGCAACGAAACAAAUCGAUCAAUCGGUCAAUCUGUCUUCUACUAGUAGUGGAUCGUCUACCAAAAAACAUAGUAUGCAUUCAAGUCUUCCAUCACCCGACGGUUUGGCCAUCUCGUCAUUAGCUUCACUCGGCAAUUAUCAUGAGAUAUUCUCCUCUCUGCUUGAUCAUUUGGAUUCCCUUCUUCUUACGGAUUCAUUUCAACGAACGUCAAUAAAUAUAGAUUUUCUACUCACCGAGUGUUGUCAACUACCACUGUGUACUUAUGGAUUAGCAUUGUACUGGCGAUUGCUGGAAAUUCUUCCACCACCAAGAAAAUUUUUAAAAGAUUUACAUCUUCUAACCAAUAUGUUGACAUCACAGAUGGUAACUGACAACCAGAGUGUUCCCAGGAUAUUUUCUUCACCUUCACAUUUUCUUUAUUUCAUUAUCUUGUUGGAUAGGAUUCAGCAGAAUCCUACUCAACCAGAUUAUCAAUUUUCAGGCUUUAGUGAUGAUGACAACCAAGCAACAGAGUUGAAACCUGAUUCACCUGUUGUGUCGUCCACUGCUGCUUCCGCCAAUACAACUUCAGCAUCCAGCAGUCGAUCUUCAACAUACUCUUUAUUGGAUUCCAGAACAAAUCUUUUCAAAGAACUAAAGCGGUUAGUCCAUGCACAAUGUUCGAAUAAACUCCCAUCAUCAAACGAUAGUGAAUCGGAGGAGGCAAAGGCUGCUGCAACUGAAGAAUCAAUCAAUUUAUUGUCGUCUUUAAUACAUCCGACGGCCUUAUUUUCAUUGUUAUUCGAAUGUGGUUCUGUCCAAAUGAGGUCAUACUCGAUGGUUUUGGAUUCUGUUGGGAAAAAUGUCAAAGGAAUUACUGUUGGUCAAUUAUCUUACUUAUGUAGUUUGCUUCAGUUUUUGAAUGUAUUAACAUCACAAUUGUUGGUAUUACAUGAGUCGAAAGGCACAAAGUCAUCAAAUACUUCUUCAAAACCCCCUAUUGAUUCAACAGAAUCUGUGAAACGUGCUGGAAAGCACAGAACACGUCAUGCAGCUGGGAAAGCACGCACCAUUUCAACCACAGAAACCCCUAAGUCAUAUGUUGGAAGUGCUGGGACAACUACGCUGAAAGAAAAAAAGAGUAUCUGUCUGUUGGAUGCGGCGGUUUUAGAUGAAAGCCCACAGGAUACUCUUGUCACCUCGAUUAAUGAGGAAAAUUCUAGCGUUGGCGAUGCAAGUUUAACACCUAAACAAAUAUCCACAAUGCGUUUACACUCAUUAAAUACUGGACAUACUAUGCUAAUGACAACUGUACAACUCAUGUAUAAAUUAUGUCAGUAUGUACGAUCAGAACUCGGUUUCCCUAGUUGGCAUUAUGCGAAUUUGAAUACUCCAGUGACAAUAUUGACAGAAAAUACUGGAUUACUGACACUUUUAUGUCCAAAUCGUUUAUUGGAAAAAAAUUAUUUACCGUCACCGAAUUUAUCUUCAAGUAUUGUAGCACGUAAACGAUUGGCUAAUAGUUUGAAAUUGUCAAAAUUGAUCUACAGUGAACAAUUUGAGCUGCUAAACGAAAUUGCAACCGAAAGCAAUUCUAGCAAAUGUUCAGCAUUGAAUCAGUUCAAUUCAAAUCUUUCGCAAUGUUUCUAUCAAAUACUAGCCUAUCAAUAUGAGUUAGCUCUUCGUCGAUUGACUAUCAAGAAAGAGGGUUCACAUGACAGCAUAAUCAAGUCAUUUGAUAACAACAUACCCUCUGAACCACCAUGUGGUCAGUCUGCCCUGGCUAUCAAUCUAUCUAACUAUCCAACAAAAACAAAAUGUGAAAACGAGACAACAUCAACAACUACUGUCGAAUAUGCUAAACAUUUAGCUAAACGUAUAAAAUUAUUUCAAGCAUGUUGUCUUUUGAAACGAAUGAACGAAUUGUGUACCCUAUUGGUUAAGCAACUUUUCAACUUACAAGGAAAAACUUAUACUUUAAACGACCUAAACAAUUAUCAAUCAUUAAACACUGAAAGCUAUAAUGCUGUACAAAUUAUUUGUGCAAUGCACUAUGAUCCUAUAUUGACUGCUUUAAAUAUUAACUUAAUAUAUGGAGAAGAGAAAAAACUGCCUUCAGUUGCACAGUACUUUGCGUUCAUCUAUUGUACUUAUCGAACAUCAUCGAAGUCAACAACUGAUAGAAGUUCUAAUGGCGGUCAAAUGAAAACGCUUCUAUACUCACGUCAACUAAAAAAGUUAUUGAGUCAUUCAUUAGAAGAUAGACUUGUGCACACAGUAUCUCAUAUGGCUAGAUGUCUGUCGAAUUCAGGCUCAAGUUCUCUUGAAUCUCGUGUUUCUUCAUACGUAUGCCGUGAAGCUAUGGGGUAUAUGGAGGUUGUAUUAGGAAAUCAUCGUAUCCUGAAACAGUUCUUCUCAGAUCCCGGUGACAAUGUUACAGAUGGUAAUAACCCUCCAAAUACUCCUCCCUAUAGCUCAGUUACAGACCUAAUAAUUCGAAAACCUACCUUCAACAAAGCGUAUUUCGUUAACUUUUUCUCAUCAUCUACCUACAAUAUUCCAGGAACAAAUGCUCACACACUGGACGAUAUAAAACACCAUGAUAAAACGCCUUCACUUUUGUAUCAAGCUUCAACAUUACGUUUAUUAUGUGUUCUUCUUAUGCGUGCUAUCAAUGCGUCCGCAAGAAAUCGUUGCAGUUUCGGUGAACUUGUUCAAUUAGCACUUGACUCUUGCAUGUUUAAAUCAUGGAAACCAGGGAAAGAUGGAAACGAGAACACACUGUCUGCUUAUUGGUUGGAUAAUUUCCUUCCAGAUAUUGCGUCAUUGGACCAGACUAGUGAUAAUGAAUUAUGGUUCACAGAUUUGUUGAACAAUCAUAACGGUUUGUUAUCAGAUAAUGAAGAGCUCAUAGAAACUGAAGAGGAUAUGUUGACGAAUCUAUUUGACAGUGGUUUAGAGACUGUUAAUGAUCAGCAUAAUGAUGGAAAUCAUGUUAGUGUUAAUUUUUACCAUGCCGAUGGAAUGUUACUGAGAACGUAUUCAGAAUUGAUUAGUGAGUGGAAGCAUAAAAGAUCCCUGUUUAGGGUUGUUUUCUAUUUUGAACGUUUCACACGGCUUUUAGCAUCGAAUUGGACAGAUGUUGCUAGUUUACGAGAGAAAUAUUGUAAUCAGUUGUUGAGCUCCGCAAUAAAUGUUUGGCGUCCUCGUUUGUCUGUGCCGGGCAGUAUUUCUGUGAGUUCGCAGCCUUCAUCAUCUUCGUCCACUCCUUCUAUAGAACAGUCUACAAUAUCUGGACAAUAUGACUUGACAUUUUUACCCUAUGCAAUUACAUCGCUACAUUGUCUAUCGUUUGGUUUUAGCGCUGGUUUAGUGCAUACGAAAUUAUUUAGCUUUUUCACACAUUGUGCUGAUAUCUGCUAUGAAUUUAUUUUGGAGGAUGAAAAGAAUAAGAAAGACAAGAAAUUAGUUCAUGGCAAUGAGACAGAUCUGUUGAUAUCAAUGAAUUUGCGGCACCAUAAGCAGGCUUCGUUGAUUCAAAGUUUAGAGUCAAUCUACUUUUAUGUGUCUGCACUUAUGGUUGCAUUGAAUCCAUCCAGCAAGAUGAAAUUGUCUGAUAGUGAUUCAUUAACAGCUAUGAUGAAUUCUCCAAGUGUUCGUCUAGAUUAUUGGCCAAAUUUCUUUCAUACACAGCCUGGUCUACUGAAUAUUCUUAUGGAUCAUGGAUUAAAUUAUUCUGGUAACAAUGAUAAUGUGUCUGGUUCAUCGUUGACUGAUAAUUUGCUUUCUAAAACACAAAUAUUCUCUCAUCUAUUGAGUUCGCACUACUCACAUGACUGUAAAUCAACAUUUCGAAAGAAAUGGAAUGAGUUUGCUAUUUGGAAUACAGCAUCUUGUACACGAUUGGUGAACAGUUUAAGCCAGUCAGAUGAAUCUUCAGAACCAAACCCUUUUAAUCAGUUGAUUUUAAAUGUUGACCAUCAGUCUGACACAGAUAAAAGUGAUGACUAUGACGACUGCGUAGAAGAUGAUAUUUACUGUUCAUUUCCUGGGCCGUUAAUAAACGAUUCAACGUGUUCUUUUGUUGCAACUCAGAAAAUGUUCAUUGAUCAACAUUGGUAUCAUUGUUUUACAUGUAGUCUACACGAAUCUCAUGGUGUUUGUUCUGUAUGUGCUAAAGUAUGUCAUGCGGGACAUGAUUUGAGUUAUGCUAAAUAUAGUGGAUUCUUUUGUGAUUGUGGUGCUGGUCAACAUGGUGAUUCAUUUUGUCAGGCGAUAACACCUAGAAUUUUAUUGCCUAAAGAUGCAUUUAUUGACAAUUGUGUACAACAGAAUGAUAAUCUAUUUUUGCAGUACAUAAACAAGAAUGACUUGAAUAAUUAUUUACCAUGGUUAACAGAUGGAUAUCAUUCAUUCAUUUUGCCUUCGGGUUCUUCAACAGAAUUGUAUUACCCACCCAACCGUUCAUCUACUACUUCUGUGGUUGUUGAUGAUCAUCGGUGUCCUAUGAAUUAUUCAAAUGGAUUAUCAAUAAUGGACAAACAAGAAUCUCACCUAAUUUCCUUAGGUUCUAAACCAGUCAAGCGACGUCGUAAAGGAUCUUCAACCUUUACUGAAACACAGAAUGAAAAAACAGUUUCCCGUCAACGUUCGUUUUCGAGUGUCAGUAGUUCCGGAAUUAAUCCUCCUGCCUCGUUGGAUACUGCAUUGAAUACAAAUGCAAAUCAGUCAACAAAUCAAAUGAAUUUACUUCCAGCAUGGCGUGAAUUACCUUCUGUUAGUAAUACUGAUUCAUUUCCUCGCUCACCAUUAAAUCAACAACAAACUUCAUCCGUCAGCAAUCGUUCCAGCAAUCUUAGGCGAGCUGGUGCAGUUCGAAUGCGUAAAAUCUCUUCAGAUACUCAUUUAGUUUCGGGAAUAUUGAAAACUCUACAAGUGAAUGAACAACAACCUAGAUUAUCUGAUAUUCAAAUUCACCAACCGAAUCACCAAGAUAAUUUGCCUACCAAUCAGUACGGUGCAGAAAUGCCUUGCAAUUCAAAUGUUGUUAAACCAAAUUCCCUGUCAUCAUCUCUUCUUGGUGUUGAUCGACAAGAUAGUAAACGAAUACAAAAUUUGAUUUACUUUCUUAAUCUACUUGAUACUCACAAUUGUUAUACAACAACGACGACUACUAAACGAAAACGUAAAUACUCUAAACGCUGUAAUCCUUGUGAUACUGUUCUACCAAAAGUAGAUCCAAAUCGAUUUUAUUGUGCUCAAGUAGUACCUAAUGAAAGGAAGUUAGUUGAAUACAUGCGUAGUCAAAUUAAUUCUGACGAAACUGGUUCAUGUCGUUCGAAACUGAUGAUGAUGUUGUGCACAAGCGAUGUUGUUUCACAAGCAGCAGAAAUUUUAAUGGGAUCCACUGAACCGGGAGCUAAAAGCUUACUCAGUCAUCUCAUGGACUGUUCAACUGGUAAUGGUGUAAAAUUCAGAGAGAAUUCUCGUCUUGAUCAAUUAAAACGAAUGCUGUCAAGUGAGCGAGAUAGUAAUCCAGUUAUUCGAAUGUGUUCAAAUAUUGCGUUGCCAGUUCCAUCUAUGCCAGCACAAAGUAGGUCAUUGUGGCGCACUAUCUUCCUUGCUGGUCAUCAACUAUUUCGUUCUACAUCCCCUAUUUCUGCUUACGACUUGAGUAAAUAUUUGAUACCUCAAUCACCUUCUGGUUAUCCGUUAACGAUUUGUAAUGAUGCGGAUUACAAUGUUGGUUCAAAAACGAUUCAGUCAGUUCCAAAUAUUCGUCAUACACCUACGUCCAGUGAUCAUUUGUCGUCAACUGUGUCUUCAGGGAGACUUGUAAUCCAUUCGCUGACUGACAAUUUAUCUGGUGGGAUUUCAUCUUUUUCCCCCUCUUCACUGUCAACAACACCUAUUAAUGCUAUAGUAUCUUUACCAGCAUUAUCCAUGUCUACUGCAGGUAAUGCUUCACGUGGAACAUCAGCAUCAUCUAACCCUGUUUUACUCAUUCAAGCAUUAGCUAGUAUUCUUGCUAGUCAUGAAGGUUCAAGUAGCGGGGAAAAUUUGUUUAUGUCACCGCUCACUGGUGGAGGUACAUCUGAGUCACCUGAUAUAAAUGCAACUGCAAUAUCUUUUCUACCAUCUAGUACAGCAUUGUCCCUAAGAGAACUGUUUGGAUCCCGCAUAUCGAACGCUGUAUCAUCCUCUGCUACUCCUGUUCUGACCAAACCUAAUUCAUCUGUUCCUGGAACUUCUGUAUCCAGUGGAGUUGUUUCUUGUAUUCUGCGUGUACCAAGCCCAGCACGAUCAACAUGUUCUUAUUUCCUGGUAGUAGCAAGUACCGGGCCCCGUUCAAUUGUUUCCGGCUCAAGUUCAGGGUCAGUUACUACAACACCUGGUACAGCAGAUAACCUAAAGGGUCCACGGUCACCAUUCGGUCAACGGGGCUUAAUGACAAUAUAUAAUUUGGAUAAGUUUUUGAUACAGAUCGCAGAAAAACAAGAUAGAGGUUUAGAAGAAGUUGCCAAAUUAAAAGCUAUCACUGCCUUACUCCAUUCAAGGCGUUUUGAAUCGCAAGUUGAAUCUAACGAUGAAAACAAAGACAGUCAAAAAUCACUUCUACAUCAGCCAGAAAAAUCGACAUCUAUCAAACGGAAUUAG
Messenger RNA from Heterobilharzia americana, 9411 nucleotides. Lineage: Eukaryota; Metazoa; Platyhelminthes; Trematoda; Strigeidida; Schistosomatidae. The record is from the annotation of a GenBank genome assembly.